AGGAAGAAUCGAUGACGAAUCGGUCGGAAAUCUACGGUGAGGAUGUGUCACCCGAUAAUCAUAGGAUGCGCUCCGCGAAGCUCGGCGGGAACGAUUUAGCUUCGAGUUCGUAGUAGAGCCGGCCCUGGCAGCUGACCGUCGCCGAGACCGAGAUAUUGAAUGGCUUGAUAAACGGUGUAAAACAGCGGCCGAUAUAUCGCGCACGAUAAACUUGGCGCGAUUCAAGGUUCAGGUUCGCGCAACUUCCGCUCGCACAACAGCCGCACUUUCCUGCACCUCCGUGCUCACUCGGAGUGAAACAGAGGUACGUUCGAGCGGCCGGUGGGACAAAGACGGGUGGACCGAGCGUGGGGGAGUGCAGUCGCAUCGCAAUGACGAACCUGCACAUCGCGGUCGAAACGGGGCGAUAGGCGCGAGUGAUCCAUCGAUCAUGGGCGAGUCUCAAGGGUAAAGAGAUUGGGUGCCAGUUUGACGGGUUCGUUAUCCGUGCGUUUAUCGGUAGGCUCGUCGGUAGGAAGAGGCCGUCCCCCCGUGAAAAGUGAAAACUGCGGUCGAAUGUCGUUCGAGUUGGCGGGUGGAACUGCAGAGAGGCGCGUGUCCGACGCGCGGCGAGCUUCAGGCCGAUCGCGUCGUUGCGCGUGGAACGCAGCGGAGUGAUCCGCGCGCGAGUAUCGUUAUUUCCUGUCCUCUCCACGGCGAGUGGUCGAGAGGACAAUGUGAGCCUAGGUGUCGUCGCGUGCCUGAGACAAUCGGCCGUUCGUUGGACCUGGAGGGUACCAUAACCAACCGUGUCGAUGCCGCGACGUCGCCGGGCGUCGUUAUUUUCCCCUCAUUGUCCUUCCGUCGCGACUGAGAUCGCAAUCUAGAGUGAGACAGAGCGAGACUGGGAGAGCCGCAAAGUGCUAAGUUGGACUGACCUAACCCAAAUCCGUGUGCCCGACGUGAGUAAUCCCCCGGGUCCUUAUCGGUUUUAUGGACUUUAUCGAUGGUGCGCGGAAAUAGCUCGGCCGUAAGCCCACCCGUGACCGUUCUCGUGAACUGUGAGAUCAUUGUACAAACAUUAUGACGGACGCUCGCCCUCAUCGCGAUACGAAGGAUCCACCCUUCCUUCUCUCCCGCGUAUUUGUGGUGCCGCGUGACGGCGAAGGACUCACGGAGGACCAUGCACGUGCGUGAACGCGCCAGGUCGAAGGGCAUCGAUGCGUAAAGGUGUGCACGAGGUGGCUCAGCUGUGAUUUCGCUUGCACUGUCGACAAUACCAAGCAGCCAUGAAGAAGCAGUUCUUCCGUGUCAAGCAGCUCGCCGAUCAGACCUUCUCCAGAGCGGGCAAAACGGAGAUGCUGACGGACGAUCUGCAAGCUGCCGAUAAACAUGUCGAACAAAUCAGAGCAGCUCUCACUGGUCUCAGUAAGAGACUUGGGAAUCCACCGAAUCAAACAGCUACGCAAGAGGCUUUUAAGGAGAAACGUUUGAAAAAAUGCCACGAGUACAUACUUGGGCAAACCAUGCUGGAGAAUGCUGGUGAGGAUGGCCUCAUGAGUUUCGCAUUGCUAGAGUGUGGCAGAGCACAAAUGUCAUUGGCUAACGAAACUGUGGAACACGAAGCGAAAGUCGAACAAUAUGUAGCCACUCCGCUGCAGCAUAUUUUAGAAACCGAUGUACCAAAUAUAUUGAAGCAUAAGAGAAAUUUAGCGCGUCUUACAUUAGACAUGGACAGUGCCAGAACGAGAUAUCUUCAAGCGAGUAAACAUAGCGCUGGUACAGGCGCAGCAAAAUUGGAUAACCUGAGGGAGGAAUUGGAAGAGGCUGAAUCAAAAGUCGAACAGUGCAGAGAUCAGUUGGCCGCAGAGAUGUUUCAGCUGAUGUCGCGCGAAACGGAACUAGCACAGACGAUCAUCCAGUAUGUGAAACUUCAGCGUGCUUACCACGAAAGUGCACUGCACUGUCUCGAGGACCUCAUACCUGGAUUAGAGAGCUACAUUAAUGAUAACGAAAUGAAGCCGGUGUACGGAUAUCCUCUCGAGGAACACCUCAGGGUAACCAAUAGGAAAAUCGCACUGCCCAUACAGCUGUGCGUGUCCGUGCUGUUGCGUUUGGGCAUGGAGGAGGAGGGCCUUUUUCGAAUAGCCGGCGCCGCGUCGAAGUCGCGACGGAUCAAAUUAAGCUUAGACGCCUGCUGCCUCACGCUGCCGAGGGCGUUGGAAUACAAAGAUCCGCACGUGAUCGCCGGCGCGUUGAAAUCCUACCUGCGAGAAUUACCGGAGCCUCUUUUGACAUACAAAUUGUAUCCCGAGUGGAUGGCUGCUGCGAAGAUCGCGCACAGCGACGCGAGGUUGCGUGCUCUCUGGGAAGUGUUGCAUAAGUUGCCACCGGCGAAUUUGGAGAAUCUGCGGUUCCUAAUUAAAUUUCUGGCUGUGCUCACGAAGAAUCAAGAUGUAAAUAAGAUGUCGCCGCAGAAUAUCGCUAUCGUCAUCGCGCCGAACCUGAUUUGGAGCCCGCAAGAGGAUGCGAAUACGAUAGUGAUGAACAUGAGUACAGCGAACAACUCUAGUCUUAUAGUAGACCAAUUAAUUACGUACGCGGACUGGUUCUUCCCGGGCGAGAUGGAUUUCGACCGCGACCUGGAAAUGGGCAUCGUGAGCGACUCGGAGAAUCAGACUGUCGGUAUGCGCCGUUGCGUGUCCAAUACUAGUCUCAGCGAUCACGGCGAGAGCCCGCCGCAGGGCAGCCCGAAGCCGGCGGCGCGUCGGAAGAACAAGCCAGCGCCGACGCCGCCGAGCGGCAAUACUCCGGACAAGCACGAGAGGAAGUGCGACGACAGGCAGCCGCCACCGACGCCGGACAAGCCGCCGAGAGCGUUGGCGUUGGCCACGUUGACUCGACCGACGCACAAGCCUCACAAGUACGAGCUGAACGCCGAAUCGACGAAUCGAGGCCACGACGACACGGCCGACCGGCACGAGAAGCACGCCGAGACGGACGCGAAGCAGCAGCCGGUCGUGGAAUCGACGGCCGAUCUUCAUCCUGCGGACAAUCCCGAGCGAUCGCAGGAGACCAGUACUCACCAAAGCGAAGUGUUCAAUUUAAGCGACGUAGAGAAGAAUAUCCCGGAAUUACAGAGAUGCGAGGCGAAAGUGAGCGCACCGAGCGCAAAGGAGAAGCCGAACGCGGUCACCACGUCCUCCGACAAUGUCGUCAAGUCGGUCGUGGAAGUGGAGCAUAACGAAAGUACGGCGCAAAAGCCAAAACCAGUGCCUACGGAGAAGCCAUCCACGUUGGAGAGGAGAAGACCGGUAGCAGCGCCUAGAAGUAUAACGAAUAUCACGCAAACAACAGAAGACGGAGUCGAGUUACGCAAAAAGUCAGACAAUAGCGUUGCGAAUGUACAGUCAUCGGGCGACAGGAGCAGCAAACCCGCGAUCCCUGAGCGGCCGGCUUGUUUGAUGCGUCCGUCGAGUCUCAUCAGACAACAUCCACGUCACAGUAACGAAAACCUAGAAACCGAUCCAGGGCCUCUAACGCUGGAACGGGCGCACGUAUACUCCGUGGAGAAACAGCAGGUCAGUAUAAUACAAGUGCGUGGGAACAACAGCAAUGCGUUGUCCACACCGGGCGAGAGCACUGGCAACACGGCAACUUCGAACUUGCAGAGAAGCCCAAGCGUGGGUAGCCGGCCGUCCUCGAUAUCUCUGUACGGCUCCGAACGCCGCGAGGAGAGAGCCGCGAGGCCGGCGGAGCAGUCGUGUCAAGCGCCGUGCGCCGAGCAAGCGAAAGCUCACGCGCGCACUAGAUCGGAAGGCAACAUUAUCGACGUCCAGACACAGACCGACGCGAGGGUCGUCGUCAGGUCGCCGCAGCAGAACGUGCCGGCAUCGCCGAGAUUCCACCAGCGACCGCCGCGGCCGCAGCCACCGCCGCCGCCGCCGCCCAACGUACGGCCUAAGUCGGAGCAGGAGAGCACCAAUCUCUAGAAGGGUCUCCCCUCGAAGAGAAGCGAUUAUUCUCGAGAAUGACGCCGCGUCUCUUUCAUGCGCGCGACAAUAUGUCACUGUAUAUGUAGAAACUCUUCUAUCCCCGCGGAUAAGAAUCCGCCGGCGGUUAACAAUGAAAGUCCUCGUCCACAGUUGAAGAGUGUCGCGUCUUCGCGAGUCCGAAGGACCGAACUUUAUAUAUCACUACGGGAACAGAGCGAGAUAUCCGCUCGGUGAUUCCGCGUACGGCGUUUCACAUCGAGUAUGUAAGUUCGUAGGUUUGAUAACAACACACACAUGGACACACACAUUCGGACAAAGUUACUCUAUUUUUCCCGUGAUCUCCCUAUUUAUACGACUUCUUAUUGUAUUCCGAUGAUAAUCCUUAGAAGAGAGAGAGAGAGAGCGUUUCCCGACGAAACGCCAUGUGUACGGAGGCAGAGACGGGAGGAGGUCAUUCGAAUAUGCAUUUCGGACGUUAAAAAAAAGCGCAUCCGGCAGCUCCCAGCGCGCCGUAUAUUACUUUCCGAAUCCCUUUGGACACAUACGUUACCUAAUUUCUCGGUAAUCGAUGACGACGACGACGAUGAUGAUAUUUUUGCAGCUUACCAACUUUUUAUACUUGUAGCAAGUAAGGAGAGAGACAGAAGCUUUGAGUGUCGUUUUUAAGAGUGAGAAUAUCAGUUCACACAUCAGAUCACCACCACGUGAGCGUUGAAGCGCACAAAGCUAGCUCGGUGUGCUCAAUAUACGUUAAAAGGUAAUUAACAGAAUCGACUUUAGCCCGCGAAAGUUAUCAGCAUCAGCGCUUACGACGAGUACUUUUGAUUGACACACGUCCAUUCGAGGAGGGGGGAAGGGGGAAAAAGAGCUAACGUAAAAACAGGGAGGAGUGGUGCGAUCAGUGCGUCGGAAUUGAUUCAACGGGUGAUAUUUUAUUAGCGAGAAUUAAUCGAAAUGUUUGUUAAUCGUUAUGAGUCGCCGGAUCUACGCUCGAAGGAGGACGUGUCCGUGCGUUAUUAUUAUAUCUGACUGAUGCAAUGCGCGACUUUCGAAUUAUUAUCAACACCUGAGAAUGAAAAGGACUUGUUUUUUCAAUAUAUGUUGAAAGAAAUGAAAUCACAGUUUUAUACAUGUUCGUUCAGAUCCCGAAGUGUCUCCAUAACAAUGAACUCUUGAUUGGACGAUCGCGCCGAAUGGUUGAGUUUGUACACGCGUCUUGACACGAGAGAAAAAAUAAUUGUCGAUCACGUUGCAUCGAUACGAAACGUUAAGUUUGAUCAGUUCAAUAUAUAAAAUUCGAGAAGUUAAAAUUGAUUGAUUUCUCAAAGCUUUGUGUAUAGGUAAAUUUUUAAUCCUCAACUAACAUGUCUUAAACAGACGGUGAUGUAUUCGAUUCCAUGGUGGAGUCAACUCUAAUAACGACCUUGCAUUUCAUUAUAACAAGUUGAUGACGUAUUGUCCAGCCUAUUUUCUUUUUUCUUCCUUAAUCAUAGCUUUCGUUACUUAUAAAUAAAAACGUCUAAAGAAUCCUAACGUCAGAGAAGACAGUCAAUAGCUAACAAUAUUUUUUUUGUAUUUUAUAAAAUUCCUUACAGAGAUUCUAUGUACAGGAACACCUAGAUUUGACACCACCAUAGUAAUUGAGGGUCAACCCUCUCUAAAUAUGUAGCAAAAUUCUUUUUUUUUUUCUUGCAAUGGGCUAAGAAACUCUUCGAAUGGUUUUUUUUUUUAGAUUUUCGACAAUUUUAUAAAUUAUUUAAGUAUAAGUUGUGCCUUGUAAAGUAACAACCGAAAGAUCUCGAGUUUGUUGUACUUCGUUCCAUUGAGAAUGCUAGAUUUAUAAAAUUCGAGAAGUUAAAAUUUAUUAUUUACGUGCUGUUACAAACAUGUAUUUUGAUAUUAAAAUUGAGA
Molecule: messenger RNA, 5885 nt
Organism: Dinoponera quadriceps
Lineage: Eukaryota; Metazoa; Arthropoda; Insecta; Hymenoptera; Formicidae
Product: rho GTPase-activating protein 44-like
Exons: 9
Coding region: 1269-3971 (900 amino acids)
Biological process (GO): signal transduction; positive regulation of GTPase activity; regulation of actin cytoskeleton organization
Cellular component (GO): intracellular anatomical structure; cytoplasm
Molecular function (GO): protein binding; GTPase activator activity
Source: RefSeq, a predicted model, not a curated record